AUGAUAUUGUACAAGAGUUUGGUUUUAUUCGUUCUUCUCAAUUCAUUUGUCCGACCGGAAACUAUUACCGGAAAACUUUGCAGCUAUUCCAGGUACAUGUUUUUUGUAUUCAAAUUACAUGAACAUAAUAUCUAUUUGAGACCCAAAAUUUCCAUAGAAAAUUCUACAACUUUGGAAGAACUUAAAAUGUAUAGUGAUUCGUUACGAGCUCAUGGCCAGAUCGUUUUGGCGAUUCUCGAUGACCUGAUGACAGAUAAUAACCAAAUAUCAUACGAUCGACCUGAGGACAUGAUGGGUAUUAAUUUAUACUUAAACAACCUGUCAAAUACAUUACUGGUACGAACCUACGGCUGGAAUAAAUUCACUAUACCGUUGGAGAGUAAUGGUCAAGUACAAAUUUUUAAAAAAGAAUUCAAGGAGGCCAAUACAAGAAUAAUUGAUUAUUUAAUGAAAAGUAUUAAAACGAAUUGCACGUUAUUGCAGAAAGACAUUUCAGAUUCUGAUUAUAUGUCACGCUACUCGGGUAUGAUAGAAAAAGGUCACUAUAAACUGCACAAUUUGUUGCCAAAAGACGGUUAUUUUGGUUCCACCUACAGGGAACGCCAGUGGAACAAUGCACUAAUGAAAGAUUACCAAGAUAGCCUUUUGGAGAUGGAGUAUUUGAUGCAGCCGAUUUUGAACGGAGAAACGUACAUGCAAUAUAAACCGAAACAAAUUUUAUUCCACGAUGUGUUGUUCAAAAAUUGUAUCGACCUAGAUGACUUGUACAAAGAAUGUGAACACGACGAUUUGGAAUUGCUGCGAGACGUCCAAUGCAACGUAAAAAUGGAAGACGGCAGUUAUCCCAACAUAGAGGUAUUGUUUUCGAUUGCACAGCGGGUUUUCGACGUCAACUGUAUUGAAUCGUUCCAACAGCAAGUGCUGGCUGCAACGGCACAUCCCAUGCUGUCAGUCGUCGGUUCCUACGUGUCUUUGGUCAAACAUAUAUUCUACACGGGAGACGGAAAGUUUCAAGACGUCGCCACUAGGGCCGAGUUGUUCGAAGAGACAAUCAGCGACUUGGGCGAUUCUAUACUGACCACGCUGGUCGGUUUCAUACGUUUAGGUCUUUGUCCGGAAAGAGUAUUGGACCAUUUAAAGUUAACCGCACUGGAACUGGACAAGUUGGUCAAGUAUGAUGACAAAAAAAACAUACAGCUGGUCGCCCCGGAAUUGCUCGGUCGAAUCUUUAGGCGUUACUCCAAGCCUAUGUCGGUUAACAAAUUGAGAGUAUCGAAUGAAGAAGAAUUUACCGAAGUAAACUCCGAAAAAGAUUACAACAAUGCAAUAUAUGCGUUGAAAAUGAAAGCAGAUAACGUCGAGAAAUACGUGAACGGUUUGGAAAAACACAAAAAACUCUAUCACGGCAUUAUUGAGAAUCGGUUUUUUUCUUACGAAAACAUGUUUUACGACCAACCGAAAUGCGACAUUAUAUCGCAUAACAGAUAUGCGUAUAACAUACUUGUGGAGAGCAAACAUAAAGUUGAAGUGCACCAUCAACCUAAUUAUCUGGAUAUUUAA
Messenger RNA from Adelges cooleyi (spruce gall adelgid), 1560 nucleotides. RefSeq lists its product as uncharacterized. The transcript has 3 exons. Lineage: Eukaryota; Metazoa; Arthropoda; Insecta; Hemiptera; Adelgidae. The record is from RefSeq and is a predicted model, not a curated record. The coding region runs from base 1 to 1560 and encodes 519 amino acids.